CGCCGCCGCCGCCGCCUCCUCCUCUUCCUCUCCGCGUCUUCGCUCGGUGCCCGGCUGCCCGAGGCAGAUCCAGGCGGCGGCGGAGGCGGCGGGCGCACGAGCGCGGCUCCCGGGACUGUAGCCACCGCCACCACCACCGCCGCCGCCGCCGCCGCCGCCGCCCGCGCCCCGGAGCCCGGCGAUCGCCCGACUCAACCUCACGGAACCCAGAGAAGGGAGCGGAGGCGGCGCGUUAGCGCGGGGCUCGCCGGGGUCGGCGGGGCGGGCGGGCGUGCUGGCCAUGCUUCUGGACGCGGGGCCGCAGUUCCCGGCCAUCGGGGUGGGCAGCUUUGCGCGCCACCAUCACCAUUCGGCCGCGGCGGCGGCGGCGGCGGCCGCCGAGAUGCAAGACCGCGAACUGAGCCUGGCGGCCGCGCAGAACGGCUUCGUGGACUCGGCCGCCGCGCACAUGGGGGCCUUCAAGCUGAACCCCGGCGCGCACGAACUGUCCCCGGGCCAGAGCUCGGCGUUCACGUCGCAGGGGCCCGGCGCCUAUCCCGGCUCCGCGGCGGCCGCCGCCGCCGCCGCCGCUCUCGGGCCCCACGCCGCUCACGUUGGCUCCUAUUCCGGGCCGCCUUUUAACUCCACCCGGGACUUCCUGUUCCGCAGCCGCGGUUUCGGGGACUCCGCGCCCGGCGGCGGGCAGCACGGGCUCUUCGGGCCGGGCGCCGGCGGCCUACACCACGCGCACUCCGACGCGCAGGGCCACCUCCUCUUCCCCGGCCUCCCGGAGCAGCACGGGCCGCACGGCUCGCAGAAUGUGCUCAACGGGCAGAUGCGCCUGGGGCUGCCGGGCGAGGUGUUCGGGCGCUCGGAGCAGUACCGCCAAGUGGCCAGCCCGCGGACUGACCCCUACUCGGCGGCGCAACUCCACAACCAGUACGGCCCCAUGAAUAUGAACAUGGGUAUGAACAUGGCAGCGGCCGCAGCCCACCAUCACCACCACCACCACCACCCCGGUGCCUUUUUCCGCUACAUGAGGCAGCAGUGCAUCAAGCAGGAGCUCAUCUGCAAGUGGAUCGACCCCGAGCAGCUGAGCAACCCCAAGAAGAGCUGCAACAAAACUUUCAGCACCAUGCACGAGCUGGUGACCCACGUCUCGGUGGAGCACGUCGGCGGCCCGGAGCAGAGCAACCACGUCUGCUUCUGGGAGGAGUGUCCGCGCGAGGGCAAGCCCUUCAAGGCCAAAUACAAACUGGUCAACCACAUCCGCGUGCACACGGGCGAGAAGCCCUUCCCCUGCCCCUUCCCGGGCUGCGGCAAGGUCUUCGCGCGCUCCGAGAACCUCAAGAUCCACAAAAGGACCCACACAGGAGAGAAGCCCUUCCAGUGCGAGUUCGAGGGCUGCGACCGGCGCUUCGCCAACAGCAGCGACCGGAAGAAGCACAUGCACGUCCACACCUCGGACAAGCCCUAUCUGUGCAAGAUGUGCGACAAGUCCUACACGCACCCCAGUUCCCUGCGGAAGCACAUGAAGGUCCAUGAGUCCUCCCCUCAGGGCUCCGAGUCCUCCCCGGCCGCCAGCUCCGGCUACGAGUCCUCCACGCCCCCGGGCCUGGUGUCCCCCAGCGCCGAGCCCCAGAGCAGCUCCAACUUGUCACCGGCGGCGGCGGCAGCGGCGGCGGCGGCGGCGGCAGCGGCGGCGGCCGCGGUGUCCGCCGUGCACCGGAGCGGAGGCUCCAGCGGCGGCGGCUCCGGAGGCGGCGGCUCCGGCAGCGGUGGGGGCGGCGGCGGGGCGGGCGGCGGGGGCGGCAGCGGCUCCGGAGGGGGCAGCGGGACAGCCGCGGGCCACAGCGGCCUCUCCUCCAACUUCAAUGAAUGGUACGUGUGAGGGGCCGGUGCCUCUCUCCCUCUCCCUGUCCCCCCCCCCACGCCCACCUCCCACACCCCCUCGGGUGUA
Perognathus longimembris pacificus (Pacific pocket mouse) is the source of this 1939-nucleotide messenger RNA. It is a transcript of the gene Zic2, whose product is annotated as Zic family member 2. Gene Ontology annotation, biological process: central nervous system development; regulation of transcription by RNA polymerase II. The record is from RefSeq and is a predicted model, not a curated record. Gene Ontology annotation, cellular component: nucleus. The coding region runs from base 281 to 1870 and encodes 529 amino acids. NCBI's taxonomy places the organism in Eukaryota, Metazoa, Chordata, Mammalia, Rodentia, Heteromyidae. Gene Ontology annotation, molecular function: DNA-binding transcription factor activity, RNA polymerase II-specific; RNA polymerase II cis-regulatory region sequence-specific DNA binding. The transcript has 3 exons.